AUGGCCGGAGCUUGGAACUCCUCCUCCGAUGCGUCCCUCCAGAUCAGGCCCUUCGACCGGAUCAUCCGCGUCAACGGCAUCUCGGGGUCAAGCCGCGAUUUGGCGCAGAUCCUGCUCGAAAAGCACGAUCAGUUCUCGAUUGCCUUCAUGCGACCGGAAGAGCGCAUGGUUGACCUGGCCAAAAGCACCGACCUCGGCAUCCUCGUCAAGUACAAGCGUGGAAGCCUCGGCUUUUGGAUCGACAACAUCACGGAUGGGGAAGUCCAGAAGUGGAACACGGAGUAUCCCGACGCGGCCGUUUCACCACACGACCGCGUGGUUGCUGUGAAUGGCGACAGCGGCAGCGGUGCGGAGCUGCUGUCGAACAUGCGCAACAAGGAAAUCUUGCAGUUCAAGGUUAUGCACUACCCAGCAGCAUGA
Messenger RNA from Symbiodinium sp. CCMP2456, 420 nucleotides. Lineage: Eukaryota; Dinophyceae; Suessiales; Symbiodiniaceae. The record is from the annotation of a GenBank genome assembly.